GCGACGCGACAGUGGAUACGCAGUCAACAAAAUAUCGCUCAGCCCAUCUGAUUCACUAUUGAUUUUCUUCAAUAACAAGGCAGAGGAAAGUGGACAAAAAGAACGCAAUUUGGGAAAUACAAAACUUGGAAAUUCGGAAUGACGAGAUGCAGCCUUGUAUUGGGUGUCCUGCUGGCCCUUGGCAACCUUAUUCACGCCAGUGAUAUUACGGAUAAAGUUUUUGCAGAUAUUAAAGAGGGCAUUGUUGCAGCUUUCGGGGAUUUCAAUUCCGACGAACUCACGGAUGUUUUUGUGAUUCGCGAUGGGAUGAGGAGGUUGCAGAUACUCUUUGGGCACUACACGGAGCCUCUACUUAAACUGGGACCCGAGUGCCAGUAUGGAGAUAGGACCAUUGUUAGUGUUAUACCCGGAGAUUUUGAUGGCGACGCCCUAAUGGACGUGCUGGUAAACCUGAAGGGCAAGGACGAGGACACCUACGAGGUGCUCAUCAACUGGGGCAAUACCACCGAACUGAAGUGCUCCAAUAAGUCACUAUUCACCAGCAAAGGAGAGGUAAUGGCCCUGGACUUUAACCGCGACAUGAUUAUCGAUUUAUACGGACUUGACUCUGUGGGAGUGCGCACAUUCUGGAUAUUCAACAGCAGUAGGCUUCCGCCUGAGCCAGUACACCAAGCAGAACCCACAGAAAUCAAGGAAAACUCGUUGAGCAUCCCCAAUGCAAAUGCCUAUCUGGAUCUGAACGGCGACUUCUUGGCCGAUCUGUUCUUGCAGACGAACACCUCCUACGAAAUAUGGCACGGCAUCAACGAGCGAGACAAGCAGGAGAAUUUCAGCUACCAAUACCAAAUUAAGUUCCAGCCGAUCGGAGCAGGCAAUGACUACCACAUCGGUCAGACUGUGUUCAUGGACUUCGAGCUAAAGGGCGUGCAGAACAUUGUGGUUCCGUUUUGCAUCCUGUCCAAUUGCCGGAACUCCUCAAUCAUGGUGCAUGAUGGCACCGACUUUCGAAAUCUCCAUGUAAACUUCCGCGAUCCACAGGGCAUCACUUGGGCCUUUGUGCCGCCCGUGUCAGAUGAUGUUUACUUGCGAACCAUUACGGCAAGGAGUGGGGAUUUCAACCUGGAUGGGUAUCCUGAUCUCCUGGUUACUUUGCAGCCACUGAAUGUGGGUAAGCCAGUGAUGCAGACGUUCUUGCUAGAGAACGUGCCUUGCACAACGUGUAACAAGCCGCUAAAGCGCACUUUCGAGGUACGCUGGAACGCCCUUUCGCCAAUGGGCAACAACACGGUGGCAGGUGCAUUCUACGACUUCUACCAGGACGGUGUGCUCGAUGUGAUUCUUAUUCGAAAAGAGGCAAAAGGCAAAUACAAGCCACUCGCUUUCCGGAACACGCUUGACUAUGACGCGAACUUUGUGAAGGUGAUUGUGCUAACCGGAUUGGAUAACAAGCAGAACCCGGAGAGACGCACUCCUUUGGGUAGGAAAAAGCGCACCUAUGGCACUAACUUGCCAGGACCACGGAUCACCUACAGUACCACUACUCAGGAUGGUGAUCAGCAGUGCGGCAGUAGCGUUCAACUACCGCAGGCCUCGUACUUUGCUCUGCAACUACCGUAUACGUGCUUUGGCUUGGGUCGAACGCCAAAUUUCGUGGAUCAAUUGACCGUAGGACUUGGCAGCAAGUUACGCAACUGGACGCAACUUAUACCGAACUCUCAGAUCAUUGUGGUUCCAAAACCCCUAAACGAACCGUCGCACUGGAAGGCUCAGCUUUUUGUCACGCCUAGCAAAUUGAUUCUGAUGAGCGUCGUGGCGCUGGGUGGCACCUGCCUGGUUAUCGUCUUCAUCAUCCUUGUGCUAUACAUCAAGGAAAAGCGUGAGGAUAAACAGGAGCGCUUGCAGGAGUCUCACAGAUUUCAUUUCGAUGCAAUGUAAGGUGGUCGCCCCAUGAAAUGUAAAUGAUUCAACCAAUUAGAUGAGCUUUUAAUUUUAAUAUUAUUUAAUGUUGAUGAAUAUGCCUAAAAAAAGAAGAUUGCUCUGUUGAAUCCAUUAUAAGCUUACCAACCCUUUUGAGGUUCUAAAAUGCCACAAACAAAUUGAUAAAAAUGUAACGUAGAACAAUAUUUGGCGGACCAUCUCAAGGUGGCUUUUAAAAUCUUAGCUCAUCAUGGAAUCAAAAGAGACACUCCUUUACAUAAUUUAUAUUUGUAAUAUGGUUUAAGAAAUGUGAUAAUAAAAGGAUGAAAAAUAAGAUUCAAUAAGUUGCUCAGACAAA
Molecule: messenger RNA, 2275 nt
Organism: Drosophila simulans
Lineage: Eukaryota; Metazoa; Arthropoda; Insecta; Diptera; Drosophilidae
Product: T-cell immunomodulatory protein
Exons: 2
Coding region: 139-1935 (598 amino acids)
Cellular component (GO): plasma membrane
Source: RefSeq, a predicted model, not a curated record